AUGCGGCGUUCUCCGUUGGUGGGGUGGGAUGUUCCGGCUGUUGCCCGAGGGAUGCUGCGCAUGCUGCCUGGACUUGAGCCAGCUCGAGGGCUGCCCGUUCGGCGGCUUUGGACGUUUCCGUAUCCCUGGGCAUGUGAGGAUGUCGUUGUUGUGUCGUUCGUGAAAUUUCGGACAAUGGUGGACGAGCUGUUGCUUCGUAUCCGCGUUCGUCCUCGCGCGGACGAUAAUGUUCUGAGUAAAAGUGCUUCGAUGGAUGAGUCUCAAAGCAACAGUAAUGGUGAAGCGGACUUUACACCGGGCCCGGAUGCGUGGAAAGCUUGGGCUGGAGAACAAACACCGGUUGAGACCCACUUCAUGAUCAUGCCUACUCGCGUGGACAACGCGAUAAAGAAACUACGCGAGAACAUCGCGGAUUAUUUGAAGGUGGCGAAGGACAGGUUCCAGGUCUUGUAUCGUGGUCAAACGCUGGAUGACGAAGACACAGUGGAUGGGGUUGGAUUGGAGAACAACUCCACCGUUCACGUGAUGCACGUUUCGGGAGCGCAACCGACAGAUUUCAAAACGCCGGCUCCGCCAGUGGACAAUGAACGCAUAUCGCGACUCGUGUUGGCCUUGCAAGUGGCUUUGGUGUAUCCGAGGUUCAACCGUUGUUCGUGGGCACAAAUUCUGCGUGGAGACAAGGUGGACAAUAUCGUUGCUGCGACUCCGGGACUUGCCGAGGACCGUACUGCUAUUGCCUUAAUGAGCGAUCCGUUACUUCUUUUUGCUGCGUCUGGACUUGAAGCUUGCAAAGUUUUGUGGAAAAAGCACCACUGUUUGAUCGAAGCACUGGAGCUGCUUUGCGGAUCGAUGCAUGGUGAUCCUCACAACAGUGUGCUUGGCGCAGCUGGGAGUCGGGACGAGAGCGGUCUCGACCUUGACUCUUUGGACGAUGACGAGGAUUUCCAAAGUGCACUUAUGGAAGACGAAGAUGAGGACGAGGAAGAAGAAGACGCUGAGGAUGGCAGUGGAGCAGCGACGGCUUCUGCCACUGCUGCUGGAGCCAGUGGAGGAGAUGGUCGUGCUGCUGCAGGGGAAGACGAUUCAGCUUUGCCAAGUAGCAGUAGUGGUGGUGGGGGUUCGUCGGCGGGAGCUGGGACUGGUGCAAGACCCAGGUCAUCCCGCGGGAGACCGUCUCCUCAGCAACAGCAACAACAACAAAGAGGUCAGAGAAGACGGAGACCUCGGAGUCAGAGCGACAGUCGAAGCAGCGGAUCGAGUUCGUCGAGGCAACAGCGGACACAGGCGCCGACGUCGUCAUCCACGUCCUCGUCAUCGUCUUCUUUGAGUCGUCAGUUUGUGACGUCGGCGCAGCUGGCGGCGGCACUGCGACGCAUCGCAUCGGAAGGGUCGCCCUCGCCGCAGCAUCGUCGCGUCCCAUUGCCCACGCAGCCCCUGGUGACGCGAGAAAUGUUCCGUGCCGCCAUUGACCAGGCUACGGCGAACCAAGGUGGUGCUUCUGCGGCGGCGGCGCCGACGACAUCGCCCUCACCUUCGCCAGCAGAGCCGCCACCACCACCGCCGCCGGCAGAACCUGCCGCUCCGCGAGUGACAGCUGAGCGCGAAGGACAAAUUCGGACCCUGGAGGAAUUGGGGUUCUUCAACGCUGCCGAGAACCUGCAGGCGCUCGAAGCCACCCAUGGAGAUAUUGCUGCUGCCGUUGAACUGAUUUUGAGCAUGCGGGAAAAUUGAAUUGUCCCUUUUCUGGUGCCCCACUUUUUUUCGGCCUUUUUGAAAUGGCUAAUUCGGGUUUCCGUGUUUUCUUUUUCUCCUUAACGUCCGACAUCCCCAGAUUAGCGAUUUUUCUUCUCAUAAGAUAGGUCUUGCCCGAAUUUCCUAACGUUUAGUAAGGUUUAAUCCAUUAAUCUACUGCCACGAUUCCUGUAAUAAAGUUCACUUUACGACAUAUUUCAUUUGAUCAGCAAGUGAGCAAUCUUCAUCAAAAUAUUUGCUGUUUCGUGACUUCGUGGGAUUAUGGGCUAUAAAAUUAAUUUCAAGAUUAUACUGUAUUUCAAUCUUCGCUUUUUUCUUCCAAGUUUAGUGGAUGAUACGGAUUUAAUAUUCAUUCCCCCAAAGAACAUUCCUAGGUUGUUAGAAUCUGCUGAAGGCUUCUAUAAAUUUUAAUUGUUCACCAGUGCUUCAGUGUUGAUAUUCAUGUAUUACAGUCAAAGCAACAUGGUCUUGUUUUAUCAAUUACCAUCCUUCAACAAAAGUAUCUUUGAAGUUAAGGGCUGAUGGUUUUUUGGUUACGUUGGUCUGGUUUAUGUUGUCUGAACAAGCUAUCGAGUGAAUGACACAAACGAAAAACCGGAGUUACGUGCACGCUGAUGAACACGUUUACAAUAAGUUGCAAUGCUGUUUACGCUGUUGGGUUACAGAAUUUACGACAGAUCAUGCCAUAUUUAAAGCAUAAAUUAAUUUGAGUAAGUGAAUAUUGUCAGGUUAGAAUAUAAUUUGAUGGAGGAAAACCUUUUGGGGUCCUCUGUAACAUCUCUUGUGUAAGAUUGCUGGCCCUUAAUAUCUUGCAAGUUUUUUUUGUUCAAUUUCUGUUGGUUUAAAUUUAUUCAACUUCUAUUCAGGCGACAUUUGGUGAAACGAAAAAAUCAAGUGCAUACCGUAUGUUAAAAUCUGAAGCGUUUUAUCUUUAAACGUUCCAAGUGAGAAAAAUAAUCUGCAUUCUUAUAGUGUAAUGAUUUAUAGUAAUCGAAUAAUUUUUAAUUUGAGAAGUUCCGUCAGACUUAAUUUCCAUUCUGAAGGAGAUCUUAGUGUUGAGUCACAGAUAUCCAUUAAUAUUUCCAUAAAAAAGCGAAGAAACUCUGCCACGAGGUUAUGCGUUUUCCUGAUGGUCUUUCAGGAAUAGUUUUUCCAAUGUCGGGAUGUGGCGAACUUUUUUUUUUUUUGCUUUUUGGUGUCCCUUGUUUUUACAAAAAGCGCAAAAGUUUUCAAAACUUUUGCGAUUUUAGGGUGAACGUUGAACCCGUGAAAUUAGUGGCGAAGAAGUCUAACAAAUAGCGUAAGAAUAAGUGUGCUAGGCGUUUGAAUCUUCGAUUUUUGUGACAAAAAAGGAAUACCGUAUUCCAUCCGUGUAUGGAACUUGUGCCUUCUUGGUGAAGAAAUCUCCCAUUACAGUAAAGUAAUUUUACCCGUCAUGAUCAUCUUGAGUAAUCUUAAUCGUUCGGUAUGUAAUCCAUGUUUGGCAAGAUUCGAAGAAACUCUGGAGCAAUGCUUGAAAAAUUUUUCAAAAGAUGGAUUUGAAUGUGUUCCUUGUAAUGACACUGCAUUGCAAUGCUCCAUUUUUUGAUUGGGUUCUCUUCUGAAAUUGAAAAUGUCUCCUGUCAGCAGGUUUGAUUCCUUAAUUGGGAAUUUUUUUUUCUGGAGAGAACUUCGGAUGUACGAGGAGUUUUCCUUGAAAUUUUUUUCUGAUUCAUAACGAGCUAUGUAAAAUUGAAGAAUUGUGGAUUAAUCUGAGCUAAAGCUUUAUUCGUACGCGUUCGUGAUGCACUCGGCUUAUAAAAUUCGUCGUCGGGAUUCUCGGGAGUAGAAAACAUUGUCGGAAGCGCUCAGGGCUGGAGAUGACGGAAGCAAAACAAUUUACAUGUAUUUGACGUAGACAGGAUUCAACAUGCGAAUCAGGGGAAUCAGUGUUCGGGAUAUUCGGUUCCCCACGUCACUACGACUCGACGGAUCUGACGCGCAGCACGUGGAUCCGGAUUAUUCGUGCGCCUAUGUCGUGCUUUUCACGGACUCGGAAGCCAAGGGUUUCGGUCUUUCUUUCACGAUCGGAAGAGGGACGGAAAUAGUUGUUCAGGCAAUCCGAUCGUUGGCCCAUCUCGUGGUCGGCCAAGAUUUCGAGGCCAUCGUCAAGGACUUUGGGGCCUUCUCGCGUCGUCUGACAAACGACUCUCAACUUCGUUGGGUGAGUUCAAAAAUGUACUGUCGUAAAUCUGGAACCGAGUUGGAAUGCACUGUCGAGUUUAGGUUAGGUGUCGUUAGAUUGGGUUAGGUGUUCGGUAAGAUAUUCUAUGUUGUUCAAGUUUAAUAGAUAAACUUAUUUCUGUAUGAAAAAUUUAAAAAUUAGUCAAAUCCAUGUCUAAAUUCCGGUUUGGGUGUUCCUAUUUUUUUUAAAUAUUGUGGUUUUUGAGUUGCUGAAAAUGAGGUGCACAUCUUAUAGGUACUUGCUGGGGUUGGUAUAUACUGUCUUCAAUUACCGUAUUUACUUGAGUACCACAAUAUUUUCUCAAAUUUGAUAGGAAAGAAUGGGGUGUGUGUGUCAUAGGUGGGUACACAUUUUUCAAAAAGUUUCGAAGACUUAGAUGUCUAUUAUGAUUGCUUCUAAUGGUGAAUGUUUGUUCCAGUUUAACAAUGAAAUUUAUUUCGGUUGAAAAUUACUGUAGACAGUUAAUGUAUUCAUGUCGAAAUUCAGACUUGAGUGUUCUCAUUUUUGAAAUAUUGUGGUUACUUUUUAGAGAUUCUAAAAAUUGGGUGCACAUCUUACUCGGGUGUAGGGUUUCAUCCACAUUUUCAACUGGAAAAUCGCAGUGCGUGUUUUACGUGAGGGCAUGUGGUACUUGCGUAAAUACGAUAGGUUAUGAUUGGUGUUUUAUUCGUUUGGGUUGUCUUUUUUAAAUUACAGUAUUUAAUUCUUAGGAGAUUGGGUUGUGUUUUCAGUCAAAUUUGGGCAGGUGUUGAAGUACAGUACAUUAAAAAUUAGAUGUUGUUGGAUAAUGUUAAGUUAGGUAUUCUUUGAUUAUAUUAGGUUAGGUGUUGUUGGAAUAUAUGUACUUUAUUGUGUUAGGUUAGGUUUUCUUAGAUCCGGUCACGUGUUCAUUUAGGUUAUAAAGGUUGUUCGGUUGGGUUAUUUUGGGUGUUCAGUGUGGUUAUAACGUGUGUUGGGUUAUACAGUAUCAAGUUAGUGAUUUUAAAUCGCGCAGGUAAUUUUGGAUGUUAGAUUAGAUCUGGUGUUUUGCUGUUUUAGGCUUGGUUUUGUUGGUUCAUACAAUUUCAUUAGAUAAUUGAUGUCAAAAAUAGUUCGUGAUUUGAGUGACCUGAGGCCUGAUCUUGAUGUAAUUCAUUAUGAUUAUGUCGUUGUGAUGUUUUUUUAAUGCAUUGUGAUUAAUGUUAGCAAUUUUCAAUUGUUCCUUGUUGGAUUGUUUCCGAGAUAAUUUAUUCGUCAUAUGUUGUUCGAGAUGUGUGAAAAGUAAUGUGCAGAUUCACAGGUCUUGCCUUCGGUUGCUCUGGAAAGCGAAAGCUCGAAGGAAGUGAGUGAAUUGGAAUGUUGAUGGGUUUUUAGGGUUUUUCUAAAGUCCUGAAAUUUUCCGAGGUUGGUUUCGUAUGUCUUGCAAAGAGAAAAAUGAAAGUGCUUCAUUAUAGAUUCUCAUUAUUCUGUAUGUAAAUCGAGGAAUCGCCUUUUUUUAUUCUUCAAUAUCUACAGAGUCGUUGACUUGAAAAAAAUUAAUAACGCGUGUUUCUUAUGUUCGCCAAAAUAAAUCACAUAAACAACGGAUCGGUUAACUUCAUUCGGAGUGAAUAAGCAUAAGCAAAUCUCAACCCUGUACUGUAAUUUUGAAUUUCAUAAUUCGCCUAAUUGAAUAUUCAUUAUAACGGUACUGUAUUUUGAUCCCUCGUGCUUCCGUAUAUCGGGCGAAUCAUUACGGACAUCAAUUCAAAUGACUGUCGUGUAUUUCCUCAACUUUCAGUUGGACUGCGAGAAGAAAAUGUCAUUUUUGAAAAUUUGUUAGAUACAGUACUAUUUUGAAGAUUUAGCAUUUUUAAAGAUGAGUCUUUCUUGGUAUAUUUCUGAGCUUCUGGGAAUACGAGAAGAAUGCUUUUUCUUGAAUUAAAUUUCGCCAAUCCACUGAUUUUCAAAUAUUGCUCAGAAAAUGGGUUCAAACAGAAAAUUUUUCAAGACGCUUUCGUCUCAUUGACAGGUCAAGUGACACCUGUCCGACAUUCCAGAAAAAGAUUUCAAGCUUCAAUGAAAACAAACGAAAAAAUUAAUGAAAGGAAGCGGAAAUACUGUACUGUAAAUCGAAUUUGUAGAACGUAUUCCGCUCCUCUUUCCAUCUAUUGUGAAUUACCCUGCAUUAAAAAUACCAUCUUUGAUUAGCUGGGCCCAGAGAAAGGAGUUCUGCAUCUUGCUGCGAGUGCUGUCGUCAAUGCUGUAUGGGACCUUUGGGGUCGCACUCAAAACAAGCCCAUCUGGAAACUCCUCACGGAUCUGACCCCAGAAGAACUUGUUUCUUGCGUGGAUUUCACCUACUUGGAAGAUGCCCUGACAAAGGAAGAAGCCUUGGAGAUCCUACGUUCGAUGGUACCAGGGAAAGAUAAAAGAGAAGAGGAGAUUCGUUCCUCUGGAUACCCUUGUUACACCACGUCUAGCGGUUGGAUAGGGUAUGACGAAGACAAGAUUCGGAACAAUCUGCUCAUCUCCAUGCAAGCCGGAUUCAGCAAAUUCAAGAUCAAGGUCGGGCAGGAUUUAGAAAAGGACAAGAAAAGACUCAGGCUCGUCAGGAGCAUCAUUGGAGACAAUCGUCAACUGAUGAUUGACGCGAAUCAGGUUUGGGAGGUCGAUCAGGCCAUCAAUUGGGUCAAGGAACUGGCCGAGUUCAAGCCAGUUUGGAUUGAAGAACCAACCUCUCCUGAUGAUAUCCUCGGACACGCCAAAGUCGCGCAGGCAUUGAAAGACACUGGCAUAGGUGUCGCCACUGGAGAACAUUGCCACAACCGCGUCAUGUUCAAGCAGCUCUUCAAGUCUGGCGGGAUGCAAUAUUGCCAAAUUGAUGCUUGCCGCGUUGGCGGGAUUAAUGAGAACAUCGCCGUGAUGCUCAUGGCGAAGAAGUUUGGCGUCCCUGUGUGUCCCCAUGCAGGUGGGAUCGGGCUCUGUGAAAUGAUCCAACAUCUCGCCAUCUUCAACUUCAUUUGCAUCUCGGGCGACUUGAAGCAUUCGGUUGCCGAGUACGCUGAUCACUUGCACGAGCAUUUCAUUCAGCCCGCGAGAAUCAAGCAUGGUUGCUACAUCGUGCCUGAUGCCCCAGGGUACAGCGUGGAAAUGAUCGGAUCAUCUCUGAUCAACUAUGAAUACCCCUUGGGUCCGAAAUGGCGGGAAAUGUUCGACAAGAAGCUGUACGAGGAUCCCUCGAAACAAGUGCCGCCAUAUGUGGAACAUCGUCCAGAGACCAGAUCGUCUCAUUUCCAGCGUUUUCACAGCAUCCAAACAUCUUAAAACUAGAAGAAAGAAAUGUUGACCUCCUUGUAUCUUAUUUACUGUAUUGUAUAUAAUUUUCGUUGCCUUUUUAACUUGACUCGUGACGUGCAAAUGUUUUUUUUUUCAAUAUUGAGGCCGUCGCCUCACAUUUCCGUCUUUGGUGUGUUCU
Notodromas monacha is the source of this 7412-nucleotide messenger RNA. Lineage: Eukaryota; Metazoa; Arthropoda; Ostracoda; Podocopida; Cyprididae. The record is from the annotation of a GenBank genome assembly.